This is a messenger RNA of Oreochromis niloticus (Nile tilapia), 744 nucleotides long. RefSeq names its product olfactory receptor 1F1-like. The coding region runs from base 1 to 744 and encodes 247 amino acids. Gene Ontology annotation, molecular function: olfactory receptor activity; G protein-coupled receptor activity. The transcript has a single exon. The record is from RefSeq and is a predicted model, not a curated record. Lineage: Eukaryota; Metazoa; Chordata; Actinopteri; Cichliformes; Cichlidae. Gene Ontology annotation, cellular component: membrane. Gene Ontology annotation, biological process: G protein-coupled receptor signaling pathway.
AUGGAAUUUAUUAACUCAGCUGCUGAGAACAACAUCACCUUUGUGCGACCUGCAUAUUUUAUAAUAAGUGGUUUUAUUGGCAUACCAAAUAUUAGAUAUUAUUUUGUCUUUCUGUGUUUUAUUUACAUUCUUGCAGUGGUGGGAAACACAUUAGUGAUGACUGUAUUUACAUUGGAUCACACUUUGAGAAGUCCUAAAUAUAUUGCUGUUUUUAACCUUGCAUUUACAGACCUGUCAAGUAGCUCUGCUUUGAUGCCAAAGGUUCUUGACAUUUCUCUGUUAAACCAUUAUUAUAUUUCCUACAAUGACUGCAUGACUUUUAUGUUUUUCAGCUUUACUUUAUAUGUGAUGCAGGCUUUUAAUCUAGUUGUAUUAUCCUUUGACAGAGUCAUGGCUAUCAUGUACCCGCUGCACUAUCAAAUGAGAGUGAGCCACAAGCUCAUUUUAUCUUUGAUCGCUUUUUUCUGGCUUUUUGCCAUAACUCUUAUGCUCAUUACAGUUGGCCUUCUCACAAGACUUUCUUUUUGUAAGUCUGUAAUUAUUCAGAGCUAUUAUUGUGAUCAUGGUCCUAUGUAUCGUCUUGGCUGCAAUGAUGUUACCCCCAAUCGUACAAUCGCUGUUAUGGCACCAAUUCUAAUUCUUGGGUUUCCACUGGCAUUUAUCGUGGGAAGUUAUUGCUGUAUUGGUUAUUUUUUGUCAAAAAUUUCUACAAAUAGAGAAAGAAUGAAAGCUUUUAAAACCUGA